AUGGCUUACGGACCGGGGCGUGGCAACCCUGUGAAGGAAGAGGGUGACUCCAAAGGUCAGCGAAUGACUCUUUCGCAAUCCAGCAGUGCAUCAAUUGGUAAAGCAAGGCAGCAGAAGAAGACGUUGGGACUUGAGAAACACAGCGAACAGGCACACGAGUCCGUCCUUCUGCGAAAAAGAGCGGACAUGAUGAGUGAUGAAGGGAUCCAUAUGCCUACUCAGGUACCUCAGGAUGCUCAGCUCAAUCAAGUGAUCCAUAAGUUCCAGUUGACGGGAACCAAGAAAGCAUUGCCAUUGCGACAAAUCAAUAUCAUGCUGAGUCUCAGCUGCCCUGACUGUGAUGGGGAAGGUCACAGACCUUCUUUAUCUUUGGGUCCGACGGUACAUCUUGCUGGCUUGGGUACCUUGGCCGCUUAUGCCCCCGCGUGGCAGGAGGUGCCGACACAGUUCGACAUGGAACUUUUGGUGCAUCUGUCGGCGAUGAAGCUGACUUGUCAAUUGGAUGAACGCUCUUCAGCUAUCGCUAUUAUUCAGGUUUCAAUUGGGAAGCACUGCCUGCUCCGCCGACGCAAGCCUUCCCCUCCCGGGUUCCAGCUGCUUCGAUUCUAUUGA
Messenger RNA from Neurospora hispaniola, 612 nucleotides. RefSeq lists its product as uncharacterized. The record is from RefSeq and is a predicted model, not a curated record. Lineage: Eukaryota; Fungi; Ascomycota; Sordariomycetes; Sordariales; Sordariaceae. The coding region runs from base 1 to 612 and encodes 203 amino acids. The transcript is spliced from 5 exons.